AUGGCUUUGACGACUUUGCCCCUCGAGGUCCUCCAUACAAUAUGCGAAUGCCUCGACAGCCACCAAGAUGUGGCCAGCUUCCGCCUCGUCUGCCGGGCAUUCGGCGACAUUGGCCUCAAAUUCCUGACCCCCAUGGUGACUGUCGCGCCCACAGCGGAGAGCAUCGCCCGGUUACGGGCCAUUUCGCUGCAUCCUGUUCUCAGACACCAUGUGUCCGGCGUCACGUUUCUGAUAAACGUGUUUUACCCAGACGCCAACUACGACGACUGGUUGGAUCGGGUGCCCAGAAAUCGCAAUCUGCGAGAUCUCGGGGGUCUAUAUUCUUACUGGUAUCGGGCUUGGAAAAUAUAUGAUAAACUGCUAUCCGGACAAAAGAAUGCCUUCAGGGCACUGGGGCCUGCACAAGACGUGGAGGAUGCAUGCCGGCGCCUGACCAACCUGGAUCAUCUGGAGAUAGCAGAAUCGUUCUAUGAAGAAGAUUACCUCCAACAAAAUCAGACAUACAAAUCACUCCUCCAAUGGAUCCCCCGGUAUAAUGCACUUGAAGGCCAGCCAUUUUACCCUUUUAGUGCGGCGUCCUCUUACACUGGCCCCCCUGGCGUCAAACCAUUGAAGGCAUUCCUGCGUGCCAUGACCGGCUCGAAAGUCCGAAACCUUCGGGUCAAGGUGCUGGACGUUGGGUUCUUCGAUGGUUAUGAGACCAGGGGUGAAUCUCAUAUGAGGGAGGGUCUUUCUCACCUCCGUGCCCUCGAGUUAAGACUCUGCGUCAACGACAACAAAUGGUGGGAGUCGAUACCAGUGGCCAACCGGAUUCUGUCCACGAACCGGUUGAGAGACUUUGUGUGCUUGGCACCACAUCUUGAGAAGCUUCGAGUCACAUUCAAGUGGUAUGCUUGGAAGCCUGGGUACUCCCAUGUCAAGAUUGCCAAUGUUCUCCCCAGACGACACACAUGGCCUCACCUGCGAAGCCUCCAAAUAGACAGCAUCGAAAUAGUGGCAUCUCACUUCUUGGACUUUGUCAGCUCCCAUCAAAGCACUCUCAAGCUUCUGAGUUUGAGGGAUUGUUUGCUGGCCAAUGACCCAGAUCAUCAGGGUUCAGAGGCGGCACGCAGCCGCUGGCCGGAUGUCUUCGUUCCGCUCAUCGUCUCUGACCCUCUGGAUGUGCUCUCUCUUAGGGGCAGCUUUAAGAUUUCCCAAGCAUAUGGUGACAUCGACAUGCUAGGCUUGCUCCAGGAUUUCGAGAUCACUGUCGGCCAAGCGCUGGCGAUUGUGAUAUGCUCGAGGGAGUUUGAUUCUUUCCUACGGGGCGAACUUGCAGGCCGCGGGGAUCUGAAAGCAGAAGCCGUCAAGAAAGACCUGGUCGAAGAUUUGACGGGCGAGCUUGGGGGGAGAAGGGAAAUGAUCCCAGUUGGGGGGCUUGGUGGUGGCGGCCAGGCGACUGUACUAUCCUACCUGAGUUUUGAUGAGAUACCUUGUCUCAGCAACCCUGAUUUGGAUGCUGAGGAGUAG
This is a messenger RNA of Clonostachys rhizophaga, 1509 nucleotides long. The record is from the annotation of a GenBank genome assembly. Lineage: Eukaryota; Fungi; Ascomycota; Sordariomycetes; Hypocreales; Bionectriaceae.